Drosophila kikkawai is the source of this 888-nucleotide messenger RNA. RefSeq names its product seminase-like. Gene Ontology annotation, molecular function: serine-type endopeptidase activity. NCBI's taxonomy places the organism in Eukaryota, Metazoa, Arthropoda, Insecta, Diptera, Drosophilidae. The record is from RefSeq and is a predicted model, not a curated record. Gene Ontology annotation, biological process: proteolysis.
ACUACAUUCUCCGAUGGAUAUGCUGCGUUUCCUUUUCGGCUGCUUGCUGGCGGUCGUCGCUUUGGCCAGGAUAGAUUACGUCUUGGCCGAGGACAUCAAGAUAGAUGUGGAUAAGCUAAAAAAGCUGGUGACGCCUUCCCCUCUCCAUACACGUGUCGUCGGCGGCUCAGUGACCACGAAUGCGAAACUGGGAGGCUACAUAAUACAACUAUACUACAUGGGAGACUUCAUCUGUGGCGGCACUUUAAUCCAUGAACUUAUAGUCCUGACGGCAGCCCACUGUUUUAUGGGCCGUCCGCAUAUCGAAGAUUGGAUGGCUGUCGGCGGCGUUUCCACGCUUUACGAAGAGGGGGAGAGCCGUGAUAUAAGGGAGAUUCUCCAACCGGCUACGUUUAACAGCCCUGCAAUGCACAUGGAUGUUGCGUUGCUAAAAAUGGUGACGCCAAUGAAAGGGAAAGAUAUCAAGACGCUCGCGCUGUGCACAAAGCCCUUGAAGACUGGCACUGUGCUGACUGUUUCCGGAUGGGGUAUGACCCAUGCAGAGCAGAUUGGACCGCAGAAGCUGCUGCGCACGGUUAAUGUGCCUGUUAUCGACAAGAGGACAUGUCGCGCUGCUUAUAGGACAGCAACAAACUUAUCAGAUACCAUGUUCUGUGCUGGAGUGCUGGGCAAACAGGAUGCGUGCAUCUUCGAUUCUGGAGGUCCGAUAGUGCGCAACAAGGAGGUCUGCGGUAUAGUAUCCUUUGGUGUCGGUUGCGCCGGCGUCCAUUAUCCUGGCGUCUACACGGAUGUCACAUACGUGAAGCCUUUCAUAGAGAAUAGCAUGAAGGUGCUUCUUGAAAAAUAAAGAAAUUUACUUGACAUUGCCAAUUGACGGUGUCGCAAUUA